AUGGAAGGAAGGCCCGUCUACGAGAGGACUCUGACAGAGUCUCAGCUGCUGGAGCAGCUACCGACUGGGAUUGCAGAUCUCAUUCGGUCUGCUUCGGGAACUCAGCAGCUUCACGCGCUUGCGCUUGGCGCAUUAAACAACGAAUUUACAGAAAACAUUUUCAGACUCUAUGAACCGAUUAUAGUUGAUCUGGCAGCCCGAUGGCUUCGAUCCGACCUUAAUGCUGACCCUGCUCAUAUUUUGGCAGCAUUUGCUCGCAUCUUACCAUUUGCGACAUACCUACAGCCUUUCGCGAGCCAAUAUGCCUCGUCACAGGCCGGACCUCUCUCAGCACUGACUGGGUCUAAGGAACUGACAUUACGACAGUUGGACCAGGAGAGCAUCCAAACACUUCUCCUAGCCCUAUUCCGUUUGCUCUCUCUAGACUUGGAAACAUUUUCCAGAAUCGUCUCGCCAAUUCAGCUCCAAUCUCUGUUCCCCCACGAAGACCGACGAAUCAGAUAUCUCGCGGUGCGAUGCUUUGCCCUCUAUAUGCAUGCUGCCGAUGCAGCAACCGAAAAGAUGUUGCAGGUCAAUACUGGCGUGGACCCCAUCGAAGGAGAGUGGGAGGGGAUCACAAUCGACUACCGUCUUCUGGGGCUAUGGGAAGAGCGUCGGUGGCAGACUCUGGAGAGGAAUAUCCGGAAUGAAAGAUCAUCACAAUCAGUCACCAACCACAUGGCUCUGGUUGAUAAGUUACGCGAUUCCUUUACCAACAGGUCUGCUGAUGUCUGUGGCGUCUUGAUUCCUCGGCUGAAAGAUGCCGAACCGACCUCUUCUUCUAUCGUCAAGACACCCAUAGCCACCGAGAACCUUCGCCGCAUUGCAAGGUCCCUCUUGAGUCCCAUGCCCAUUUUAUUAGUGGGGUUGCCCAAUUCCGGGAAGACUUCUCUAAUCAAUGACAUCGCUGCCACUAUGGGUCAGUCGGAAUCUAUGGUGACGCUGCAUCUCAACGAACAGACGGAUGCCAAGAGCCUGCUUGGAAUGUAUGCUACAUCAUCCGCAACAGGCUCGUUUUCCUGGCAGCCUGGAGUGUUGACAAAGGCUGCAAGGGAAGGCCGAUGGGUGUUGAUUGAGGACCUGGAUCGUGCUCCUUCCGAAGUCCUUGGCCUUAUUCUCCCAAUCAUUGAACGCGGCGAGUUGACUAUUGCAAGCCGGAGAGAGCGUAUCAAGUGUGCAGAGGGCUUCAAAAUCAUUGCGACCAUGAAGUCCUCAUAUAAUAUUGCUGGCGAGGAAAUUGCCCCGACUACCUCGAUGCUGGGAAGCCGGCUGUGGCAGAGAGUCCCAGUCGCGUCUCUUCCCGUGGAUGAGAUGCGGGACGUCAUUUUGCAAAAAUUUCCUUUGCUUGAAUCUCGUGUGCCUAUCAUUAUGGACGUCUACGGGAGGGUCUGCUCUGCUUUCCAUGGAAGUCUGGCAAUCAAAGGCUCCCAAGGGCGGACGCCCGGUUUUCGUGAUCUAAUCAAGCUUUGCAGUCGGUUGCACAGAAGACUUCAACGCAUUGGCACAAAAACAGGCUACGAACCUACUCCAGAAGGAAUUGAAGAUGAUAUUCUUCUGGAUGUUGUGGAUAUCUUCCUCAAGUACAUUCCUGAGAGAUCUAUGCAAAAUUCCCUCGCUGCUGUUGUGUCCGAGGCCCUCCAAAUAUCUCCCCAACGAGCACAAUUCUGCCUCAAUGAACGGACACCAACCUAUACUGAUAAGACAAACUCCCUCGCCCUUGGUCGAGAGGUCUUGCAGAAGAUUAAAGUCCCAGCUGGUUCAGCACAAAAGCUUGCAGCAGCAGCAUCCCGCUUUGCUUCUACGAGAUCCGCUUUGUCAAUCAUGGAGCAAGUUGCAGCUUCAGUUCAAAUGGCAGAGCCUGUUCUGCUCGUCGGUGAAACCGGUAUUGGAAAGACAACAGUCAUUCAACAACUCGCCACAUUAAUGCGUCAGAAACUCACCGUUGUUAAUUUGUCACAACAAAGUGAAAGCACAGACCUGCUGGGAGGCUUCAAGCCUGUCAGUAUUCGCACAAUGGCGGUACCGAUGCUCGAUGACUUCAAUCAGCUAUUCGAAAUGACGUUUUCAGCGAAGAAGAACCAAAAAUUCCUUUCUUCAGUGUUAAAAAGCGUUACUGCGGGCAAUUGGCCACGUCUAGUGAAUCUCUGGCAUGAAGCUGUUCGUCUGGCGAAUGGGGUAUUCAAUCCCGCUAGUUCGAAGGAAGCUGAGAAUGGUGAUGAGCAACCCUCUAAGAAGAGGAAGCUAGAUUCUCCUAAAUAUCAACACUUGCGCCAACGAUGGGAAAAUUUUGAUGCACAACUUGCGGACUUCGAAGCUCAAGUUUCUCAGGGAGACGCCAAGUUUGCCUUCGCUUUUGUGCAAGGAAAAAUUGUGAAGGCCUUGCGAAAUGGGGAGUGGGUUUUGCUGGAUGAAGUUAACUUGGCCUCUCCUGAUACUCUCGAAAACAUUGCCAGCCUUUUGCACCACGGCAGCGAAGGGUCUCCUUCUGUUCUCCUCUCUGAAGCCGGUGAUGUCGAACGAGUGUUUGGCCAUCCAGACUUCCGUAUUUUUGGAGCCAUGAAUCCUGCGACGGAUGCUGGGAAACGGGAUUUACCCCCUGGACUUCGGUCACGAUUCACAGAAUUCUAUGUACAUUCUCCUGAUACAGACUUGGAUGAUCUGCUGGCCUUGAUUGAGAAGUAUCUUGGUACCUUAACCAUGGGCGAUCCGCGAGUCGUGCCAGAUCUUGCCCAACUAUACAUGGAGACCAAAAAGCUCAGCAAUGAGAACAAACUCACCGACGGAGCUGGACAGAGACCUCAUUUCAGUAUUCGAACUUUAGUUCUGCUGAGUCUGGAGUCUGAAAGGUCUCUGGUUCCUCUUCUUGAAAAGCAUAUAUUUGAAAAUGCUAAAAAUGCCAAAUCACUCCUUGGACGAACCCCUCGACCGCCUGAGGACGGCCGCGACUACGUUCAAUUCAAACAUUAUUGGAUGCAACGUGGUCCGUUGGUCCCGGAAGAGCAACCACAUUACAUUAUCACUCCAUUCAUUGAGAAGAACCUGAAGAACCUCGUGAGGGCAAGCUCAACCCGGCGAUUCCCUGUCUUGUUACAAGGCCCAACCUCUGCAGGUAAAACGAGUAUGAUCGAAUACUUGGCGAAGGUCUCCGGCAACAAGUUUGUUCGCAUAAACAAUCACGAGCAUACUGAUCUUCAGGAAUAUCUUGGAUCAUACGUUUCGUCUGAUGAUGGGAACUUGCGUUACCAGGAAGGCGUUCUUGUGGAAGCCUUGCGAAAUGGUUAUUGGAUUGUCCUUGAUGAGCUGAAUUUGGCUCCUUCAGAUGUCCUCGAGGCUCUGAACCGACUGUUAGAUGACAACCGUGAACUAUUUAUUCCUGAAACCCAGGAAGUUGUUCACCCUCACCCCAACUUCAUGCUGUUUGCCACUCAAAACCCCGCUGGUCUUUAUGGUGGCCGUAAGGUUCUUUCUCGCGCAUUCCGCAACCGUUUCCUUGAAUUGCAUUUCGACGAUAUCCCCGAAAGCGAGCUGGAGUACAUUUUGAAGGAGCGGUCACAAAUUGCUCCUUCUUUUUGCACGCGAAUUGUCUCUGUUUAUCGAAAGCUCUCUUUACUCCGUCAAUCCAACCGACUUUUCGAACAGAAGAACAGUUUUGCCACACUGCGUGAUCUCUUCCGUUGGGCUCUUCGUGAUGCGGACGAUCGCGAGCAAUUGGCAAUCAAUGGAUUUAUGCUUCUUGGUGAGCGCGUUCGAAACCCUCAAGAGAAGAUUGCCGUCAAGAGUGUGAUUGAAGAAGUCAUGAAAGUCAGCCUGGAUGAAGAUGUGUUAUACAGUGCAGCGCAACUGGAGAAGAGUGUUCCCCAGAUGGCCGAGCUGCCCUCUAGCAUCGUUUGGACGAAGGCUAUGCGCCGUCUUUUUAUCCUGGUAUCCAAAGCUAUUGAAAACAACGAGCCAGUUCUUCUUGUCGGAGAAACUGGAUGCGGUAAAACCCAGCUUUGUCAGGCCGUUGCUGAAGCAUUCAAGAGAGAGUUGUACAUUAUGAACGCCCAUGUCAACCUUGAGACGGGUGAUCUUAUUGGUGCUCAACGGCCUAUUCGCAACCGUGCCGCGAUUGAAAAGCAACUCGUCGAGGAUCUUCAAAUUCUUUUGCAUGGAUCAAGCUCAGAAGCUGUAUCCCUGGAACAGCUAAAACAGGAGUUCUCGGCACUAGACAUGGAGAAACGACAUGAUAAAGACCAGGAUCUCUUGCGCAAAGUUGAAAAGAAUCUUACUCGAAGCAAUGCCCUUUUUGAGUGGUCCGAUGGAAGUUUGAUUACUGCUAUGAAGUCAGGCCAGUUCUUCUUGCUGGAUGAGAUUUCUCUUGCCGAUGACUCCGUCUUGGAGCGGCUCAACAGCGUGCUGGAGCCUCAUAGGUCUAUCCUUCUCGCCGAGAAAGGACCUAUCGAUUCCAUGGUGGUAGCCGAUGGAGGCUUCCAAUUCUUGUCGACUAUGAAUCCCGGUGGUGAUUAUGGAAAACGAGAGCUUUCGGCCGCCCUUCGUAACCGUAUGACCGAGAUUUGGGCGCCACAACUGUCCGAGGAUGAGGAUAUCCUCCCUAUCCUUCAAAUGAGGUUGACACUGAAGGACGAGACCAUAGCUCGGGCGAUGCUGCGAUUUGCAAAAUGGUUCAAGGCCACAUUCCAAAACACUUCUACAACCUCUCUUUCACUUCGUGACCUUCUUGCCUGGGUCGAUUUUGUCAAUACCUGUCAAAGUACCGAUAAUAUGUUCGCCAUCAUUCAAGGUGCAGCCAUGGUUUUCGUUGACACGCUAGGAGCCAAUCCCGCAGCAAUGCUUGCCGUUUCCCUCCAUAACCUCGAAGAUAAUCGACAGAAAUGUCUGGACAAACUGAGUGAAUUGUUCAAGGCCGAUGCUCCCGGCAUAUAUUGGCAUUCUUCAGCUGUCUCCCUGGAGCCUGGAUUUUUCCGAGUAGGCCCGUUUGCUCUCCCCAUCGUUGCCGAGACGGAUCUCGACCCCCAGUUCACUAUGGAUGCCCCAACCACUAUAGCAAACUCUGUUCGCAUUGCUCGCGGUCUGCAAUCUUCAAAACCUAUUCUCAUGGAAGGCAGCCCUGGUGUAGGCAAAACCACUCUUGUGACAGCACUUGCUAAAGCACUCGGAAAGCCCCUCACUCGAAUCAAUCUCUCGGAACAGACAGAUCUGACAGACUUAUUUGGCUCUGAUGUACCGAUUGAGGGAGGAGAUGUCGGCCAAUUUCAAUGGCGUGAUGCACCAUUCCUUCGAGCUAUGCAACGUGGUGAUUGGGUUUUACUUGAUGAGAUGAAUUUAGCUUCUCAGUCGGUCCUGGAAGGUCUCAAUUCUUGCCUAGACCACCGCCAACAGGUCUAUAUCGCCGAACUUGAUCAGACUUUCAAACGCCAUCCAGAUUUUGUCUUGUUCGCUGCACAGAAUCCACACCAUCAGGGCGGCGGUAGGAAAGGCCUUCCAGCAUCGUUUGUCAACCGUUUCACUGUUGUUUACGCAGAUAGCUUCACAGAUGCAGACCUGAAAAAGAUUUGUGCUAAGCUCUUCCCGGGAAGUCCGUCCUCCCAGACGGAGAGAUUGGUGGACUUCAUCUCCAUACUGAAUACCGCAAUUGUCACGGAGCGUCGACUGGGUGCUGUCGGUGGCCCGUGGGAAGUGAACUUGCGGGAUAUCCAGAGAUGGCUUCAGUUGGCAGAUCGAGGCGAUCUGCAAAUACCUACCAAACACUUUUUGGAUAUCGUAAUCAGCCAAAGGUUUAGAAGUGAAGAGGAUCGAGCAUUGGUUUCUCAAAUCUAUGAUCGCAUUUUCACAGACUCCGAUAUUGGCCAGAAAAGUUACUAUCACAAUCUGACUUCGGAACAUCUUCAGGUUGGCCUUGGUAUCUUAUCACGAGAUCCUCUGGUACAGCGCUCCGUUGAGCCACAUAUGAGAAUACUGCCCAAGGAUUUGAAGAUACUUGAGUCCCUCAUCCUGUGCAUCGAGAACUCUUGGCCGAGCAUUUUAGUUGGACCUGCCGGUUGUGGCAAAACCACCCUGAUCAGAAAACUUGCGGCGCUUAAUGGAGCUGACUUGGAGGAGCUGGCUCUGAGCGCUGAUACCGAUACCAUGGAUCUUAUUGGUGGCUUUGAACAGAUAGAUCAUCGCCGAGAAGUCUCCUCAUUUGUUCAUGACGUCGAAAUGUUCUUGCGCCAGCAUAUCAUUCACGCCUUCGCGUCCGGUGACGUCUCCCAGGCGGUGGCUUUGGCUCUUCAGGUCUGCCAAUACCUCCAAGGCUCCGAAAAUUCUUUGGAAAGCAUAGUUUCGUCGCUGUCCGAUCUUUGCCAGUCAUUCCCCGACCCAACUCUUCAACAAUUCCUUGGAAGGGCCCAAACACUGCGGGACAUUAUCCGGGAUUCUGAUAAAAUGAAAGUUGGGUUUGAGUGGACUGAAGGCGUUUUAACCCGGGCUGUUCAGAAUGGAUCCUGGGUGGUACUUGACAAUGCAAAUCUUUGCAAUCCCUCGGUCCUAGACAGAUUAAACUCUCUGACAGAACCCAAUGGCACUCUAAUCCUCAACGAACAAAGGACAGAAGAUGGAUCUGCUCGAGUCAUCACUCCUCACCCCAAUUUCCGUCUGUUUAUGACCAUGGAUUCUCGUCAUGGAGAACUGUCUCGAGCCAUGCGCAACCGCUGCAUUGAGAUUUGUUUCAUGCAAAAUCAACUCCAGGAAAUUCCUGCCGUGACAGGUCCGUCAUAUACUUGCGAAUCCUCACUCUAUCGACUGCGCCACCUCUGGAGCACCUCUCAAGAUUUAUAUGAAGUUGCCUUCGACCAUCUAUCUCCCUCAGAUCUGUCGUAUCUUCAAAGAUCGGUCAGCGCACAGCUGCCCUUGCCGAUUGACACUGAUGUGAAUGGCCCCGAAAUUUCCAGCAUCUUGCAGCGUUACACAUCCAUUCUGCAUGAGAAUGAACAAUGGAAGCCCUUGAAUAUCAUAGCACCUGAUAUUGUCAUGGGAGGAUUGCCAUUCAGCCUUACAGGGCCUUUGCAACCAAUUCAUCCGCUUGUCAAUGAGUCUUUGUUGUCUAUUUCUGGAGAUGGUGAUUACCGCUCAAGCCUUAUUGUUUUAGCCUACUUUGAGGAGUUCCGACUAGAACUUCAUCGCCUUCGACAGCGUCUGAGUAAGGCGAACGAAUCUGCGAUCCAACUUAAACCAAGCCAGAUGACACGAUUGGAGCGAUCUCUAGCAUCGAAUCGGAUACAAACAUUGAUGAAAGAUACCACGCAGCCGGUCGCCAAUUUCCUUUCCGACUGCGGCCAGGCACUAUAUGAUUACAUCCAGUCGCUGAAAGAAAAUGAUCUCCAAUCUCCUGAAAUUGUGACAGCUAUUCGGGCUGUCAUCUCCUUGUGCUGGGAUAUCUAUCGGGCAACUGAUGUCACUCAGGUUAACGACGGCGAGUUCCAGGUCUACCUACAAAUAGGAAGAAGAAUCUGCACAUCCUUGAUCAAUUCCUCAACCAACUUGAAUCUCCUCGAAGGCGCUCUUUCCAGAGCUCUGGCUCGCUUCCAAGCGGGUUGGGCUUUGUCAACAGGUCUGAGUAUGCAAAAAAUAUGGGAGUCUUGGAGACACGUCACGCCUUCAUCUCAAGAACAGCUCAGGUCUCUGAUUGAGUUGGAUACAACGGUCACUGAUUUCACUACGCUUGCACUUCAAACACGAGUUGAGUUGCCUCAAUUGAGCAGCGUUUGGAACUCAUUGAUCAAUGCUCAGCGAUUAAUUCUCCUGGAUGGCGCCAAUUGCGAUGCUCUCUUGCAGGGUAUCAAACAAACAGUAUCUGAACUUAGCCAGGCUGUCCGUCGUUCUGACUCUCCUCAAUACCCCUACUUCUCGGAAGAGUUUGAAGCACUCUGUCAGUACAAUGAUGUUCCGUCAUUCGGAUUCGAUCGAGGAAGAAAUGAAUCUGCUGUUCAGACACUUUUGCCAUUGCUUGCCGGUCGUCGUGCUCGCCCUCUUGAUGUUUCCACGAUACAAAGUCGAGUCCCCGAAUUACUGCACAGAAUUGCCUUAUUUUCUGGAGCAGACAGGGGCUCUAGCUCUCCUUUGGCCAUCGGGGGCGUGUUGCCCCUUUCGUUGCUAGAGAGGUUGAGGUCUGUUGACUCAACAAGCUUGGGGCAGAUGGACAUGCUCCAAGCUGAAAAGCAGGCGCUCUCCAAAGCGAUCUCGCUCAGCACACAUCAAAUUGCAACAGACCAAUCAUGCAAUCUUCGAAAGGCCAUCGCAGCCCUGGCAAAAGAAUUGGUUUCUUGUCACCGUGAGCUAUUCGCAACCGAGUCUUUCGAGGGGCUGAUCUCAAUUCUGCAAUUGAUUGAAUCCGGCAAUGUCAAAGACGCUGAGAAUGAGAGUCUCUCCACGAUUUCUCUGGAUUCCAGCGUUAGCAGCGAUCACUACUUUAAGGGGUUUGCUCAACAGGGCUUCCCCACCAUUGUCCAUUCAUUGAUUACAGCCUCCAGCAACGACAAGGAAAGUGUUCGUUAUACUGGUAUUGCAACGGUCCAGUUGGCUGUCAUUCUCCUUCGCCUGUUCGUACCAGAUAAGGCUUUCGACCCUUCUCUCGGUCUUGUUGUUCAACGCAAGCGACAUUAUCAACGCCUCAAUGAGAUUAGUGCCAAAUCUCAUUCCAUUCUGUCUUUUGAGGGUACCUUCUCCGGUCAGCCUUCGAACCUUCGCUCUUCUCUCUUGCAACAGGAGAUCCUUGAGCUGGGCUCCGCUCCACCUCCAUCAUCUGUGACACGCCCAGAGAAGUCCGAGCUCAGCCUGCUCCACGGGGAGUUCUCGAACUUGAUCAACUCCGUCCUUAAUCGAAACCCCGAAUCAAUGAUUGCGUCAACCGAGGUCUUGUCUAAAUCCCAGGAAAUGAUCCGACUUAUGCGUGACAAUAUCUCCCAACUCAGCAGCCGUAUAAGCACACAUUACAAAUCCUAUGAUGAUAUAACAGUGCCCGUUGUUCGCUUCCUCCAGUUACUUGACCUUGGUCUCUUCCUAGGAUCCAGUCAAACCGAAAAUUCCGAGGAACUUCAAGACAUUCAAACUUUGAGCAAGCGUACCCCAUUUUUGGGUGGUACUCUGCAUCCGACUCUUUCGCAGGAUAGCAUUAGUCAGUCGUCUAGCGCAACCAAUGCGAUUGAAAUGCGACUCCAUGAACUGUCCGCCCUUUGGGCAGCCAACGAUGCGGAUUCUACCAUGCUUGACCUUCGACCCGGGCGUGAUACCAUCCGUCGCGUUUUCGCGGACUUCCAUCACCUUUGGAAGACGAAGCUCAGAGAGGACCAAGAAAAAGAGGCCGAGAAGUCGGAACUCUACCGUUACCGAGGCUCUUGGGAGGAUGAGGAGGAAGUCAAUGAAGCUGAGCUUCAUGAGCUCUUCCCUACUUACGACGAGGGCGCGCUACCCGAGCCACAUCAAGUUGGUCGCAUUGACCCUCGACUGAUCGCCGUACGACUUUCCUCGCUUCAUGCAAAAAUAGUGAGCGGUCAAAGCACGGGUCAAGCCUUGGGAACAUUUGUUAAGCAGUCAGGCCGCCUUUUGGGAUCGAUGUGGUCUGCCAACAAGACCGCCUUCUCACCAGUAUCACCGCAGCAUCAUCUUCCUGCUGUUUUCAUGCUCCUGGAAGAUGCUAUUGGUAAAGAAGCCGAGGACCGACAGAAGAAUUACAAUUUCUAUACGGACUCCAAUUUUGCCGAAGCAAGAAAGCUUGUGACUCUUACACUCUCCGUGCAAUCCCGAUUUACUCAGAUUCAAACUGCCUGGCCUGAGCACGCUGUCCUUCAGGACGUCAUAACUUGCUGUUCAGAGAUCCUUGAAUUCAAGCAUACUGAGCCGGUUGCCAAGUUCAUGACCAAGGUGGAAAAGCUGCAUUCCUAUAUACAUGAGUGGCAGUUGGUUGCUAGCAGAGAAUAUACUGCCGCCCCACUGUAUGACGAGAUUACGAACACGAUCAUCGGCUGGCGUCGUCUUGAGCUUUCAACUUGGGCCAAGCUCCUUGAUCUCGAAAGAGAGCGCUGCGAUGAUGAUGUCAGCUCGUGGUGGUUCGUUGCAUACGAAGCCCUCUUUGCUGUGCCUCUGCAGAUGGCAGAGUCUGGCGAACAAGACAUGAGUGAACACAUCCAGGGUGUAAUUUCAACUUUGGAACAAUUCUUCAAUUCCACCACACUUGGCCAAUUCACUCGCCGUCUUCAGCUCGUGUCAAACUUCCAAAAACUGCUCGUCGUAUUUGUCAACGACUAUACCUGUUUGACGCCGCUUAUUUCUGCACUGAACAAUUUUCUUUCCCAUUUUGAACCCUUUGAGCCGUCAAUCAACAAAGUCCUUCAGGAGAAGAGGUCCGCGUUGGAGAAAGAUAUCAAGGAGCAGAUUCAAUUGGCAAGCUGGAAGGAUACAAAUAUCGUUGCAUUGAAGGAGAGUGCCAGAAGAUCCCACGUCAAGCUAUUCAAACUUGUGCGGAAGUUCCGUGCAGCUCUUGCUCUACCUGUUCAAACGGUUCUUGAACAAGGCCUUGCGGACGCCGUUGAAAAUAGCAAUGCGCCACAGGUUAAGGAGAGUGAUCUCGCAACUAUUGUCUCUUCCGAAGCUUUAUCCUUCUGCCAAAAUGACAAGGAGCUAUGGUCCUUGAGAGCGCUCAGAUUCCAGAACCCGGAUGGUACAGCCCGCAACAUGACGAGUGUCUACUCAUCUAUCACAUCCGAGUUUGAUAUUGCGAAGGAUCUUGAUGGUUUCACCGUGUCCAUCAUUGAGACCAUGAAUGAGCUCAAGUCGCAAACUCCCAAGACUAUGACCGAAGAGAAUAAGGAUGACGUGCAACAUCUCAAAAUCCAGAAACGCCGCCUUUAUGCCGAAACUCUCAAGCGUCUAUUUGAAAUGGGUGUUAAGCGAAAUGCCGGAACAAGCUUACUUGAAACCCAAGUAUCGCUUGCGCAAGUACUUUCUACGAGCGCUGCGUUUAAACCUGGCACCGCAACUUCAAGUGGUAUUCAAAGCGCCGAUUCCUACUUCCAUAGACUCCUGGAUUUCAUUCCUCGUGCUCGUCUGGCUUCGCGCAAUUACUCAGAGGAGCUCAGCAAUGUGGAGGUUUCCAGGAGUAUGGGCUCAAUUGAGCAUCUUCUUUUCAUAGUCCGACGCCAGAGAGGUGCUAUUUCACCUGCGCUCUCUGGCUUGGGAGACCUCAAGUCUACUCUUGAUAAGAUGCGCAACCUAUGGAAUGUUGGCUCAGUCUCGCUCAUCAAGGCUCCUGCCUCUGCGAUGGAGAAACUUGCUUCUCUAAGCCGUGCAGUGGCUUGGCUGGGACCUAUCCUCGGACUCGCUUCAAAGAUCAUAGAAGUGCAUUCGAAAUUCUCGGGGAUUAGUGCUUCUGAUCUCCUUCAAGAAUUGCACUCUCGAAAGGCUGCGUUUGAGGAUCUUCGCAAGUCCUUGCAAUCCCUUCCCCCCCUUCCACUUGGAGUUAUGUCUUCGGUCCAAGAGGGACUUAUUCAGCGCACACAGGCACUGCUUUCCAAGACAGAAGUUGAUCUAAAGGGAUGGACUCAAGAACGACCAGAGCUCUCCUUUGUCUUGGACCAAAUAGCCCCCUGGCUCCAAAUGAACGUCAAGCUUGCGGAACUCGGCGAUGAGGCUAGUAUCUCUAUUCAAAACUUUGAUACUAAAUUACUGUCUGCCGUCGACAAGAUGCUUGUCAGCCUUCAACAGCUCAAGGGUAUUCCUACUGAAAUUACCUUUGCCGGUCUUCUCUCUAGAAGUGAUGAGUUCUUUUCGCGUGCUUCCAAGGCUAUCCACAUUAGCGAGAUUACUUUGUCGUUGACGGCCGUCCUCGACCAGCUGCAGAAUUUGCACGGUGAAAACGCCAGCGCUCUGCCUAUGGCCGCGGCUUUAGUCGCAAGCAUACUCCCGAUUGCCACCAAGUUCUAUCACAUUUGCCAAAAUUUGAUGGACCGCUUUAUCUCUGUCCACCGCGAAGUUUCCAAGACUGCUUUCAUUCUGACUAAGACCUUCACCCAGAUAGCAUCAGAAGGCUUCUGCAGCCCGGCUGAAGCUUCGCAGGAGGAAGGUAAAGAAGGCAAGUUGGAAAGCGGAACUGGCCUUGGCGAAGGUGAAGGCGCUGAAGACAUUAGCAAAGAUGUCGGUGAUGAUGAAGAUCUCUCUGAAUUGGCACAACAAGGACAGAAGGAAGAUGCUGAUGAGGAGAUGGACGAUUCUGCCGAUGCUGUCAAUAUGGACCAAGAAGAGCUGGAAGGUGAAAUGGGCGAUCACAAGGAGGAAGACGGGGAGGAAGACAAAGAUGAGAACCAAUCUGAUGAGGAAGACAACAUUGAUGAGGAAGUUGGUAGUGUUGACGAUCUCGACUCUGGAGCUGUGGAUGAAAAGCUGUGGGAUGGCGAGAAUGAUGAGCAACAAAAGGAGACUGAGAAUGAGGAAGGAAAGGGCCAAGCUGAAGCAGAUCAACAGGCCGCGGCCAAGGAGCAGAAGAAAGAAGGCGAAGAAGGCCAGAAAGGCGAGGAGGAGGACAGCAAUGAAGAAGAUGACGAAGAGGAAGCUCCGGAUGAUGAAGGAGAGGCUGUUGGCCGUGAAGAAAUGGAUGUCACAGAUCCCCAGACUAAGGAGGAAGAGACAUUGGAUCUUCCAGAAGAAAUGCAGCUGGACGGCGAUGACCAGGAAGGUGGUGAUGAAGGAGAAGACGACGAUGGCAUGGACGACCUUUCUGAUAUGGGACCUUUGCCCGAAGACGAGCAGAAGGCCGAGGAUAAUGAGGAUUCAUCCGGCGGAGAGGACGCGGACAUGGCUCCUGACGAGCAGGUUCCCGGCGAAGAUGAAGAAAUGGGCGAAGAGGGAGAGGAAACCAACGAAGGAGAAGGACAGGAGGAGAAUGAAGCCGGUGGUGAAGAGCCUGAAGAGCCAGAGCAGGAUGAGUUCCUCGCUCAGAGAGAUGACAAUGAAGCUGCCGGCGAUGAAGUUGCGCCAAGUGAAGCUGUCACAGGUGGUCUUGGUGCCGACCAGGAUCAGAAUGAAGAAAAGGGUGCCUCCGGAGAUGCGCAGCAAGAGAGCGGUUCCAACGAUCCCUCCGCCAGUGCCGAGCAAAAGACUGGCGCGGCCAAAGACAGCGAAGAAAGCAAACGCAGCCGAGAUGCUGGUGGUGCCGAAGAUAUGGCCCCUAAUGAGCCUCAGAUACAGGCCUUCAAGAAGCUUGGAGAUAUCCUCGAGCAAUGGCAUCGUCAACAGAAAGAGGUGAUGAACCCAUCUCAAGAAGAAGAGGACUCACAGCCUCUGCCUCAAGAUACCGACAUGGCGGAUGCCGACUUUGAACAUCUCAGGGAUGAUGACGAUGUAGCUGACACUCAAGCUCUGGGCCAAGCAAAUGAAGAACAAGCCAAGGCUCUUGAUCAGAACAAGGGUGUGGAGUCCGAAGCCCAGGCAGGCGAGAAUGAAGCCCUCCCUGAUGUGACGGACGAGAACCAGGAAACCCUCGACAAUCAACUCCAUGAUGAGAUGCAGAUCGACCGAGAGAUUGUUCCCACAGACGGUCAAUACGCCGGUGCGUUCAUCCCAGAUGGCCACGUCUCUCAAGACCGUGCAGAUGGUGUUUCUGGUGUACAAGAAAUGACCGAGGAACUGGACGAAGUCGACUCGCAACUCGCGGCCAUUCAUCUCUCCUCGACUCUUCCGCCAUUGACACCCGAGAGCGAAGCCCGCCGUCUCUGGUCGUAUUACGAAUCCGCAACAAAUGACCUCUCCCUGUCAUUGACCGAACAACUCCGCUUGAUCCUCGCUCCGACCAUGGCCACCAAACUCCGCGGUGAUUUCCGCACCGGCAAGCGUCUCAAUAUUAAGCGCAUCAUCCCGUACAUUGCCUCUCAGUACAAACGUGACAAGAUUUGGAUGCGUCGUUCGAUUCCCUCCAAACGCAACUACCAGAUCAUGCUAGCUGUCGACGACAGCAAGUCUAUGUUAGAGAGUGGGUCCGGGCAACUUGCCUUUGAAACACUGGCCCUGGUAGCCAAGAGUCUGAGCAUGCUAGAGGCCGGCGACCUGUGCGUGUUGGGCUUCGGCGAUGAAGACCAUGUUCGCGUUGCGCACGAGUUCGGCAAGCCGUUCUCCUCGGAUGCCGGGAUGCAGGUCUUCCAGCACUUCAGCUACCAGCAAACUGGCACGAACGUGCGCAAGCUGAUUGCCGACUCGAUCGCGCUCUUCCGCGAGGCACGUUGGAAGCGCUCCCCGGGCUCUGCUUCCGCUGAUCUGUGGCAGCUGGAGCUGAUCAUCUCCGAUGGCAUCUGCGAAGAUCACGAUACGAUCCGCCGCCUGGUGCGCCAGGCACUGGAAGAACGCAUCAUGAUUGUCUUUAUCAUCGUUGAUGCGGUUAAGGGCAGCUCCAUUCUGGAUCUGUCGCAGGCUAGCUUUGAGGCCGACCCGGACUCUGGCGGUGAAAUGAAGCUGCGUAUGAAGCGCUACCUUGAGAAAUUCCCGUUCCCUUACUAUCUUGUUGUUCGUGACGUGCGCGAACUUCCGGCUGUGCUGGCAACGGCAUUGAAGCAGUGGUUUGCCGAAGUGGUGGAUGUUUCUUCGUGA
Molecule: messenger RNA, 14646 nt
Organism: Penicillium macrosclerotiorum
Lineage: Eukaryota; Fungi; Ascomycota; Eurotiomycetes; Eurotiales; Aspergillaceae
Product: AAA family ATPase midasin
Exons: 2
Coding region: 1-14646 (4881 amino acids)
Biological process (GO): ribosomal large subunit assembly; rRNA processing
Cellular component (GO): preribosome, large subunit precursor; nucleus
Molecular function (GO): ATP binding; ATP hydrolysis activity
Source: RefSeq, a predicted model, not a curated record